AGAUUUAGUCAUAUAAACGAAUAAUUUCUUUCUUAAAUCAUAAAAUUAGUCUAUUCUGUAACUAUUGAAAGUGAUAAAUGAGGACACAAGGAUUCACAAUGAGCAUAAGAAGUAUUUUCUAAGAUGGGGCCAAACACCAUGCCAUGCUCUUGAGAAAACCGGAGUCGCUGACUACACUGUUACACAUCAAAUUACUUAAAAGUUAGGAUAACAUCUAUCAUAAUUUUUGGAACGUGAUAAUUCCAUAAUAUUUUAGAAUUCAGAAUAGAAUGUCGCAGGCUGUCAUAAAGCCACAUACAGGAUACUGGACUCACAAAAAUUAAAGCAUUGUGCCACUAGGGAAAGUGAGCCGUUGUAUGUUGUUGAGUCUGUACCUCGGGGGUUUGACCAGAUAUCCCAACAAUUACACUUCCAAGAUUACCUGAUUUUGGAUGAUAUCUUUAAAUCUUGACAAUGCCUCCAAUUGACCCACACCAGCUGCUGAAGGCACUGAGUUCCUUGCUGACACAAAGUGGGGCAAUAAAAGGGCCUACUGAAUCAACUCGCAUAUGCAGUUUAAUGCGAGAUGUGACCAAACUAGCCAGUAAAUGUGUGUACAUCAAUAUUCUGCGGGCGACAGAGACCCAAGAUGUCCUGGAGAAGUUCAUAGAUGUUGGAGGAUGGGACAUCCUUAAUGUGUGGCUGGAGGACAGCAAAAACACUGAGAACACUCCAAUCCUAGUAGAGCUCCUCAAGGUGUACCAACAGCUUCCCAUUACUGUUGAACUCCUUAAGAAGAAUGGUGCUGCCAAGACCAUCAAACAAUUCCGCAAAUCAGAGGAUGAAAUGUUGAAGUCUCUGUCGUCAGAAAUUGUUGAGAAAUGGAUGAACAAAAUUCGAGAGAACAGUAAUAAUAAAGAAGCUGGAGAAGCCAAUGAAAAAGAUAAAAAGAAAAAGAAGAAGAGUGAAAAAAGUGAUAAAAGUGAAAAAAGUGAAAAAAGUGACAAAAGUGAUAGAAAAGAAAAAGAUAGUGAAAAAGACAAACAGAAAGAGAAAGACAAGCAUAAACAUGUGUCAUCAUCUCACCAUCAUCAUCACCACCACCAUCACCGCGUUAAAGAGGAGAAAGCAGAGUCAAGUCCGCAAGAAAAGUCAGAUUCAGUCAGUGUGGACAACCUUAGUACAAACACUGCCACAGGGACAGUCACACCGGGAAAUGGACUUAAAAUACACAUCAAACUGAAGCGCAAUGACCAGACUGUUAAACCACCGGAGCAGAAGAGACCUUCUACUGUGAAACGACCUCCUGUCAAACCGCGUUCUAGUGGUGUGAUAGAGGACAGUGGACCAGUAGCACCUCCAAAGAAAAAAGUAUCCACAUUGUCCGACAACAAACCUGUAAUCAAAAGACCAGGAUCUGAUCAAAAGAUUAAAGAGGAACCACCAUGGAAGAAAUCUCGCCUACAUCUGACAACAUCCUCACUCCCUUCCAACUCACCGACAGAAAAAUCUCCAACAUUGGUGUCGCCAGGAGACAUACAUAAUCAAAUCAAAUUCCCUUUCCAGAAAUCAAUCAAAUCCGAAAUGCAUGAAGACAAUAGUUUUAUAAAUGAUAUCAUACGACCAGUAGGAAGGAUAAAAAGGAAGCCUCGCCCAGGGGUCAAUGGAACCACACCCACUAAAACUACAACUUCAAGCACACCCACCACACCCCCAUCACCUGUAUCACCUACCACUGCCCUCAAGUCUAGUCUACCGUCUGUACCCUCGUUUUACAAGGAAACUCUAGAAACCAGUGAAACCAAUGGAACUAGUCCAACUGAGACAAGAAGCCCUUCCCCAACAGAAAAAAUGGACACCACAGAAGCCAAAGAAAUCAAUGACAAUAAUAUGGAGACUGAUAACAGAGAAGCCAAUGUUGAAAAAGAGGCAGACAACAACACUGAGAAGCCAGCUGUGGACAAUUUUGGGGAGAGCUUACAAUCAUCUGAGACCACCACAAGGAAAAAGAAGAAGAAGAGGCUGACUGUAUCCUGGGCAGAAGAAAGCAAACUUCACCAAUAUCAUUAUUUUGAAAUGGAUGAAACAGAGAGAGAAAAUGUCAACAAACCAAAAGAGAAUUUUGAUGAACUGAAGAAACAUGAGAUGAUGAUGGACAGAAGGGUGGCAGAGACUGCUAAAAGAUUCACGAACGACAACAUGCAAGAAGCUAUUCCAUGGAGAAUUCCUUUCUUAAUAUCUGGCCUGCCCCCACCUCCAUCUGAGAGAGGUUCGCAGAGUCUGGAAAAAGAUAUACAGAAGGAGCGAGAAGGUGUUGUCUUACAGGCACUUUUCUUCAACAAGGAGAUGCUCCCUGAUGGACCAAGUGAACCAGAUGUGGAAUCUGUGGAGCCUUCAGAUCCGAAGUUCAUCCCACUGGAAGAUGAGACAUCAGGUAGUGAAGAGUUUACAUACAGUUAUGAUAAUCCUGGCCAAAAGACCACCCAAGAAGUUCAGGCACCUUUCCAGCUGCCUCCAGACGUGGCUAACAUGCUGGCUAACUUCCACCAACAAGCUGCCAAUGCACAGACACCAAUGGAUCCUAAUAAUCCAGUGUUAGCCAAUGUCCAGAAUCUUCUGACUUCCAUAUCGGGUGAAACCAAAGAUCCCAGUAAGGCAGAGGCAGCAUUGGAGCAGUUAAAGAGUGUCCUCAACAACCCAAGUGUGAUGCCUGAAAACCUUGGUAUGGGAAUGUCAAUGAGUGGAAUGCCACCACGUUUAGGUCUAUUGGGAAAUGCCCCACCAGGCUUUCCUAUAGGUAUGGGAGGACCCCCAGGAGCUCCAAGAUUUCCUCCUCCAGGACCAGGCAUGAAUGGUCCACACUUAGGCCCCGGGGAUCAUGAUGAUUGGGGCGAGAAUAUGGUUGGAGGUCCCCGUCCUGGUAUGAGGGGACGUGGCCGGCCAGGCAUUCCAAUGAGAGGUGGAAGGAUGCCAGGACCACCUGGACCAGACUUUGGACCAAUGGGGCCAGAAUUUUGUGGAACAGAUGUACCACCUCCUGGAUUCAUGGGACCAAGAGGGGGCCCUCGUGGAAGGGGCAUGCGAGGGGGCCGUAUGAGAGGAGGUCGACCAGAUCUGCCAGUGUGUCGGCACUAUGCUGCAGGAGGAUGUCGUAGGGGAGCUACAUGUAUGUUCUUACAUCCUGGUCCUCCAGUAUAGCAUCAAUAGAACUUAGUGUGUACAUAAGACUUAUCUUCCAAUUUAUUGAGCGAAUGCCUGGCAGGAAUGCAUGGAGAUAGUGUGAACAUAAAACUUCUCUUCCAAUUAUUGAACGAGUGUUUGGCAGUGAUAUCUAAAGAAUACAUGACAGAGAUGCUUGGAGAUAAUGUGUACAUAAGACUUCUUAUUGAACGAAUGCCUGGAAAGGAUACUGAGAAAACAAGACAGUGUGUACCAAAGACUUCUCUUCCAAUGAAUGCAUGGAUUAAUAUGUGGAUCUGCCUGUCAGGAAUACAUGUGAUAUCAGUGACAGAUUGAAUACCUGAUGGAAGUUAAAUGUGACAUGUGCAGGAAAAGUGUGUAGGUGUGUGUUGUAUCAUGCAGACAAUUACAGUUUGAUCUCCACAUGGACUUCACAUUGCUGCAGUCAUUGAAUGUCUGCAUGCUAGUGGUUAUAUGAUACAAGUUCUGUGAUUUAACAGUGCUAAACUACAAGUACAAAUACUGACACUAAUGGAAUCAGCGGUGCAGAAUCAUUCCUUUGAAUGGUCAAAGAGUGUUUUCCAAUGAAAAAUUACCCAUCGAGGACUUCAUCUGAAGUAAUAGAUUAGAUGCAUUGUAUAUUAUAGGUGGGCAAGUGAGUGGUGAGAGUUAUCAAGUGAAUCCCUAGAUUUUAUUCAUGUACUUGCCAAAUAAUUAUUGUACAUAUAUGAUAUCUCAGGAAUGUAUAAAGUAUUGCUUUAUUGAUAAAAGCCAUGAUUAUAAUCAUUAUGCUAAUCUUUAAGAACAAAAUAGUGUGAUAUAUAUAGAUACAAGCUGAUGUAGAUAUACAUACAUAUACAGUAUACCUUGAGAUAGCAAACUUCCAGUUAAAUUAUCAGAGAGUUUUUGUCUCCCUAGACAGUAUGGCUCAAACCUCAUAGUAAACAAAAAUUAUUUGUCUAUUUUAUAUGCAGUAUUACAAGUUAAACUUAUACUGGACAGCAAGCACAGUCCGAGGAAAGUAUGUUGUCUGCUUGAUUUGCAACAUUAUUAUUUUUGUUUUGGAUAAAGUGAAAUCUUCUGUGUGCUCAGCGUUAGACUUCAUCCUUUUGGCAAAAGGUGACUUUAUUAUAAAAUGACAUUUCAGAUCAAUUGAAGAGUCAAAAAAUAAAAAAAGAACUUGUAGUUUUCCUGUAGGUUUGACACAAUUACAUAGAAAAAGAAUAUUACUAACAUAUGUGUUAUUGAUUAAUUAAUCUUGGUAUGGUGCCAAUCUCCUUAACCACAUGGGUUUUAGAUUUCUUAAUAUCACUUUGAACAGCAAACCUGAAAUUUAAGGAAAGGGUAUCUGCAAUUUUAAGAUAGUUUGUGUCUGAAAUAAACAGUAUUGAACUCUUUGUCAUGUAGUCUUGACAUCAGACUUCAAGUUAUUGAACAAUCUAAAUUGAUACAUUCUGCAAUUUGAAGGUAGUUUGUAUCUAAAAUAAACAGUAUUGAACUCAUGUCUUGUAGUCUUGACAUUGGACUUCAAGUUUUUUAACCAUCUAAUUUGAUACAUUCGUUGAUAUUUCAAAAUAGUUUUAUAUUGUGCAGGUCAAACAACUUUCAAGCAACUGUUGUUAUGUUGACUGCAUUCUUGGUAAUAUUUUGUACUUCAAGUCCCAAUUUUUUCCUUUUUGAGCAGGAUUUUUAAGUAUAUGUAUUGAGCACUUCACAACACUUAGUGAAACUUGUUACUAUGCCAUCAGACAAGUAAUACAUCCAGCUGUUACGGAAAGCUGUGAUCAAUAGAUCAAAUUCAUUCUAGUUUCAUGUUUGAUUCACUGCUGGAACGUUGGUGAUUUGUUCAGUAAUUUGAUGAACUAGACAUUGCAAGGUAUGUGAAUUAAGGACGUUGAAAAUUUUACAUUGAUGACCAAAAAUAAUCUACAAUAGUAUCUGGUAUUCUUGUAUCAAGUUGAUAUCAUUUCAAAACACAUCUAUUUCUUGUUCAUCUGGUGUUAUGUGAUAAAAUAAUUUUGUGUUAUGUGAAAUGAAAGAUCAGGUUGUACAAAUUUGUAAAUGGAGAUGUCAAAAUGAAGAGAAUGUAUACCCAUGUGUGUGCUGUGAUGAUAUAAAAGUGUGUGGGUGUGCAUGCCAAUGAGGGAGGGUGUGUGUGUUUGAUUAAACUUGUAGUAUAAUUGACUUUAUAAUUGAUAAUGAGAAAGAAGAAUGAUUGACAAUAGAGUAUAUAAGCUAGAAAUUGUAAAUUAACAUCCCUGAGUAGGGAUAAAGAAAAUGUGUUCCAUAUAAUGGACAAAUGUAUGUAAAGUUGUACACAGGGAGGGAUCUUCUCUUGUGCUACACAACCUUGUCAGCUUACAGUGUCAAACAUGUUCAACUUUAUACACAAGUUUCAUCAUUUGAUGGAAUAA
Ylistrum balloti is the source of this 5573-nucleotide messenger RNA. RefSeq names its product serine/threonine-protein phosphatase 1 regulatory subunit 10-like. The record is from RefSeq and is a predicted model, not a curated record. Bases 454 to 3177 code for a protein of 907 amino acids. The transcript has 21 exons. NCBI's taxonomy places the organism in Eukaryota, Metazoa, Mollusca, Bivalvia, Pectinida, Pectinidae. Gene Ontology annotation, cellular component: nucleus. Gene Ontology annotation, molecular function: metal ion binding.